GCUCACUAGCUAGUAGAAUAUGCGCUUGCGGUAGGGAUCACUGUCCGUUCCUCCUAUUGGUUAAUUCCUAGGAACUAGACGGAAUACGAAAUAUCCAGCCAAUAGGAACGAACGUACUAUAGCAGGAGGUUGGUGUCCCCCAGCUGAGGUGAUUUGGCGCAGAGCUGAGGAGAUUCUUGGCGUUGCUCCGGGUCCUCCCCUCUCCUUGAGGCCUCUAAGAGGUUGGCCCUGCCCUUGCGGCCUCCUGCAGAAUGUGGAUGAUGCCCAAAAGAAGCAAGAUGGAAGUCGAGGAAUCUGUAGUUUUCCGGCCUGAGUGGACACAGCGUUACUUGGUGGUGGAGCCUCCAGAUGGCGACGGGGCCUUGUGCCUGGUCUGUCGCCGCCUCGUCGUAGCUACCCGCGAACGCGACGUCAGGCGCCACUAUGAGGCCGAGCACGAAUACUACGAGCGGUAUGUGGCAGACGGCGAGCGUGCGGCCCUGGUGGAGCGUCUGCGUCAGGGGGACUUGCCCGUGGACGCCCCGCUCACUCCUGAGGAGAGAGCUGCUCGUGCAGGUUUCGGGCUCUGUCGCUUCUUGGCCUUGAAGGGUCGCGGCUGGGGUGAGGGAGAUUUCGUAUACGAUUGCAUGGAGGUAUUGCUGAGAGAGGUACUGCCCGAGCACGUAGGCCACCUGCAAGGCAUCGAUUUAACUCCAGAGACCACAAGGCGGAGGAUCCUGAGCAUUGACAGGAAUCUACGCAGUCAGCUUUUUAACCGAGCCAAGGACUUUAAAGCCUAUUCUCUUGCCUUGGACGACCAGGCUUUUGUGGCCUAUGAGAAUUAUCUCCUAGUCUUUAUCCGCGGCGUGGGCCCUGGUUUGGAGGUGCAAGAAGACCUUCUGACCAUAAUUAACCUGACUCAUCACUUCAGUGUUGGUGCGCUCAUGUCGGCAAUCCUAGAGGCCCUGCAGACAGCAGGGCUUAGCUUGCAGCGAAUGGUUGGACUGACCACCACCCACACUUUGAGGAUGAUUGGUGAGAACUCAGGACUGGUCUCAUACAUGAGAGAAAAGGCCGUAAGCCCCAACUGUUGGAAUGUUAUCCAUUAUUCAGGAUUUCUUCACUUGGAACUGUUGAGUUCCUAUGAUGUAGAUAUUAAUCAGAUCAUAAAUACUAUAUCCGAAUGGAUAGUUUUGAUUAAGACCAGAGGCGUUCGGCGACCCGAAUUUCAGAUUUUAUUAACUGAAUCUGAAUCAGAGCAUGGGGAAAGGGUUAAUGGACGAUGUCUGAACAAUUGGCUUAGAAGAGGGAAAACUUUAAAACUAAUAUUUUCACUAAGAAAAGAAAUAGAAGCAUUCUUGAUUUCGGUAGGAGCAGCAGCAAUCCAGUUCACAGACAAACAGUGGCUUUGUGACUUUGGCUUCUUGGUGGAUAUUAUGGAACACCUUCAAGAACUCAGUAAAGAACUGCAAGUUAGUAAAGUCUUUGCUGCUGCUGCCUUUGACCAUAUUUGCACUUUUGAAGUUAAGCUGAGUUUAUUUCAGAGGCAUAUGGAAGAAAAAAAUCUAACACACUUUCCUGCCUUCAGAGAAGUUGUUGAUGAGCUUAAACAGCAAUUUAAGGAAGAUAAAAAAAUAUUUGAUCCUGACAGGUAUCAAAUGGUUAUCUGUCGUCUACAGAAAGAAUUUGAGAGACAUUAUAAGGACCUGAGAUUCAUUAAAAAGGACUUAGAACUUUUUGCAAAUCCCUUUAACUUUAAACCGGAAUAUGCACCUAUAUCAGUAAGAGUAGAGCUAACAAAGCUUCAGGCAAACACUAACCUUUGGAAUGAAUACAGAAUAAAGGAUUUGGGGCAGUUCUAUGCUGGAUUGUCUGCCGAAUCUUACCCAAUUAUCAAAGGGGUUGCCUAUAAGGUGGCAUCCUUGUUUGAUAGUAACCAAAUCUGUGAAAAGGCUUUUUCGUAUUUGACUCGAAACCAGCACACUUUGAGCCAGCCGUUGACAGAUGAGCAUCUCCAAGCCCUUUUUCGGAUUGCCACAACUGAAAUGGAGCCUCGCUGGGAUGAUCUUGUGAGAGGAAGAAAUGAGUCUAAUCCAUAAGCCUUUGCAGUACAACAUUGAAAAACUCAACAAGAAUUCAAUUUUAAAAGCAAAAAUUGGUUUGAUUUUUCAAGUUUAUUAAUUUGGAUUGUGGGAAAGCACUAAAUUUAUUACAAGCUGUCCAAAUUGAUCACAAUUUAAAUCCUUCUGAUGGUUGCCUUUGUUUCAUCUAAAAUGGCAGCAUGGGACUGAAACAUGAGAACACCACCUUUUGAAAACUUAAGUUAAUGACAAAGUCAUUGUCUUUUACUUUUAUGAUUGAUUUGAAAGAAGUUUAGUGUUGAUAAUGUGAGUUGAAUUAGAAGUCUGUUUUUAAGUUGUUCUGAAGAUAUAUGCCAAAAAUUUUAGUUAUUUUAAUGAAAUGUUAAAAUUCUGAUACAUAUAGUUUGAAAUUAUGAACUCUUUAGAUGUUUAUUUGAACCAAUUUACAGAAAUUCACAUAGCAAGUUCUUAAGUUUCUGAAGAGGAGAAUGUAUAUACAGUGGAGGUAUUUUGUCUAUUAUCAAAAUGUUUGUUUGAGACUAUUUUUUUUAAGCAUUUCUGAGUCUGAAGUAAAUAUUGAUACAUUUCCUCCCUCUCACCCCCCCUCCAGUGAUAUUGAUAUUAUUAAUAGAGGGACUAAUCAAAUAAAAUUUUAGUCAGAGGAGCAAGAAUUAUUAAGUUGCUGACUUAGGAGGCUUCCUGCAAUUUGGAGAUAAGACUAACCAAUUAUUAGAGGUUUCCCCUCAAUUUUUCAGAACUGGGGGCUGUUCUAUCAGCUUGCCUAUUAAAGGACUAUGGUAAGUAUGAAAUCUUGAUGGUUGCCAGUUAGUAACUCUAUUUCUGUUCUAGACAGAAGUUUGGUCCUGGCAAAAAGGGUGAGGAAAAAAGGCUUUUGCCUUCUAGGAUCAGGAGGUUUGAGAUAUUUUAGCUUGUUUGUCCUAUCUGCAUGGGUGUUAAUGCUUUAUAAAGAAAUCCAGCUUAAAGGAAACACUUUAUUUUAAAAUGAUAUAGUAUCAGAUUCUGUUAGAUGCUAGAAAUGGAUUUAUUCUAGAAUUUGAGACUGUCCCACACAUUCUGUAUUUAAGACAGUGCACAAGUAGAAAUAUUUAACUCUCAAGAAGCAGCCUUAUUCACAGAUUGUAGUAAUUCCAUAUUUUUAGUAAGACAUCUGCCUGUGCUAAAGCAGUAAUUUUCAAAUUUAUGUUAACUGUGAAAAGGCAAUCUUAAAGUAAAAUUUAAUAUGUAAAACUGAUUUAAAAGCAGGACCCAACUUACAGAUCCUUUCAAGUACAGUAUGAAAACAGUUGUGCUAAAUCCUGUUUUAGCUAUUGCAACUCAUUAUUCUGUGGUCACUAACCAAACAAAUUCAAGGAACCAGCAUACAGCCAAGAAUUUAGAAGGAACUGGUGCCCGAGCAAGCAAAAUAGAUGCUACAAGAGCCUAAGAACCAAAGUUGUGUUGGUGGUUCCCAACCUGAGGCAAUAACCCCUCAUUCCAGAGGAUACUGGCAAAUGUAUAGAAGCAUUUUUUUUUUUAGUUGUCUUGUUUACUGGAGGCUUCUGCUGGCAUUUGAGCCUGAAGAUCUCUGCCCCCUGGAAUGUAUGGAACAGCGUGGCAUUAUGAUGAAUUAUCCCUUCCAAAGUGCCAGUAGACCCCCAGUGUAGAUUGUUGUAUUUCAAAGGACAGGGCAAAUUACUAGUAGAAGCAAAAUUAGGAGGGCAAAUUGGGCAAACUGACAAUACUUGAUGAGGAGACUAAUUCCAACAUUCCAAGUUUUCCUGGUAAGGUGCAAUAAAGGCAUUGAUAGGUUCCAGUAGCUCAAAAUAGCAUUUAUCAAUCAGUUACUGAUAGUCAGGUUAAAGGGCUCUAUCCUAUUAUACAUAAUUGGGACAGAAGAACAAUCAUUAUAUGUUGACAAGAUACUUAUCAAGAAUGGUCGAGUUGAGAUUUUGGUUAACAGAGUAAGCUAACUAUCUGGAAAAACAACAGUGAAAAACUGAAAAAAAACAAAGUAUCUACCGGUAAUUUCCCAAUAGGUUUGAGAAUUCUAUUUCAUGGCAAAUGCUUUAUUACUUGAGAGAAAGAUUGGAAGACCUGAAAGCUGCUUCUGCUUUCUAACCUCAGUUUCUCAAAUAUUGAAAUCUUGUACAUUUUGUGAAGUUCCAGUAUGUUUUGCUUAAGGUGAUAAUAAAAUUAGUUUGCAUCAUAUAGUUACUGAGUGAAGGGGGGAGAUUUAAGAUAAGGAUUUUAAAUUGACCCUCAGCAAUAUAGAAUUUGCUAUAAAUUAGUCUUGUUUGUUAAAAAAAAAAUGUGUAUACUUUACUGUUUUCUGUAUUAAGUAAUUCUGUAACUGCAUGGCAGGGUUUUUUUGUUGUUUUUUUGUUUUUGUUUUUUAUAAAUAUUAUAGUUGUUACUGGUCCUGUUGUAUCAGUGAAAAUGGUUAAAAUAAGUACCAUUUAAAAAACUAUGUUACUACCAGUUACUGCCCUAUAUCUCCCAUUCUUACUAGUUUUCUUGAAAGAUUUGUAUUCCCAGUCUCCCAUAUUGCCACUCAGACUUCUCUAACAAGCUUACUGAGUCCUUGUCAGUAUUCUUACCCUCUUUGAAAAUAUUUGAUUACUUUAGCUUUGAGGAGAUACCCUCUCCAAGUAUGCUUUCUCAGUCUUCUUUGUAAGCACCUCUUCCCUUAAAUAUAUGUUAGGAUUUAAAGAAAAAUUUUGUUUUAGGCAACCUUAUUCAAUAUCAUCUCCCUAACUGAUCUCAUCUCCUUCCAUGACUUCAGUCACCACCAAUAUGCAAACAACUCCCAAAUUCCUAUCUCUUUUCUAGACUUUUCCUUAUUCAUGUAUCAAGUUGCAACGUAGGUCCACUUUGCUGUCUCACAGACACCAACACCGCAUGUCAUUGAUGUUGCCCCCAAAACUACUUCUGUUUCCUCUUUUGGUAAAUGGCACUAACACUACCAAACAUUCAGUUGCCCUUGCCCAAACCCAAAACUGUCAUCCAUGACUUUUCCAAACUCUUUAGUGCUAGUCUCCUAAUUUAGGCCACAUAAAUUAUAGCAAUAGUCUCCUCAUUAGUCUCCUUUUCUCUUGUUUUUAUUUCUUUCCACACUGCAGCCAAAUUGUUCCAAAAGACCUAUCUGGUCAUAUCACUCCAUUGCUGUUAGAGUAAAAUCCCAAUUUCUAUUCAUCUUUUAGGUCUCAGUUUAUAUGCCACUUCAUUUAGGAAGCCUUCAUCGACGCUCUCUAGACUAGGUGGCCUGCACACUCCCUAAACACCCUAUUCUUCCCCAACCAUACAUUUAGCACACUUUAUUGUUACUGCUUGUUGUUCACUGCUAGAAUGUAAGCUUUAUAAGAGUAGGGGCCAUAUAAGCCUUGUUCUCUGUUAUAUCUCUAGUGCUUAGCAGAAUGCCUGGCAUUUCAAUAAAUGUUUGGAUAAAUAAAUACA
Cynocephalus volans (Philippine flying lemur) is the source of this 5513-nucleotide messenger RNA. RefSeq names its product EPM2A interacting protein 1 (gene EPM2AIP1). The transcript has a single exon. The record is from RefSeq and is a predicted model, not a curated record. Gene Ontology annotation, biological process: positive regulation of glycogen biosynthetic process. Bases 252 to 2078 code for a protein of 608 amino acids. Lineage: Eukaryota; Metazoa; Chordata; Mammalia; Dermoptera; Cynocephalidae.